AUUCGCAAAAGGCUACAAAUGUGUUUUGGUUUCUGAUAAAUUAUCUUAGGCCGUUUCCAGUGGCUCUGCUGCUUCGUCUUUUUGUGCUCUCCUAUUGACACAAUGAUCUCAUAUUGACGAGUGUCCAAAUUCACGUCAGACACACAAUUGUAAUCUGCUGAAGAUUUUUUUUUUAAUUUAUUUUUCAUAUUAUAACAGUAAUGCAAUAGUGCCACCUCAAGUCUUUCUUGCUGUGCUGGAGACUUUGGAGGUGACGAAACUAAGUCGAAAGUUUGAGGUUGUGUCUUGCGAUUCUGGAAUUUCGUCUUUGGAUUUGGAGUUGUGGGGUUCACUCUCUACGUGGGUUUGUACUCGAAUCUAGUGAAGCUGUUGAUAAGGUUUGAAUUGAGCAAAGCGUUUUGAUUAUUCAAGUAAGUCUUGGAAAUGUCUCUCAAGGCAUUAGACUACGAGUCCCUGAAUGAAAACGUGAAGAAUUGUCAGUAUGCAGUCAGAGGAGAACUCUAUCUCCGUGCUUCUGAGCUUCAGAAAGAAGGCAAAAAGAUUAUUUUCACAAAUGUUGGAAACCCUCAUGCAUUAGGACAGAAGCCUCUGACAUUUCCUCGUCAGGUGGUUGCUCUAUGCCAAGCUCCAUUUCUGCUAGAUAACCCAAAUGUUGGGAUGAUAUUCCCAGCAGAUGCUAUUGCAAGAGCUAAGCAUUAUCUUUCCUUGACUUCUGGUGGUCUUGGUGCUUACAGUGACUCAAGAGGCCUUCCAGGAGUACGAAAGGAAGUAGCUGAGUUCAUUGAACGGCGUGAUGGAUAUCCAAGCGACCCGGAACUUAUAUUUCUAACUGAUGGAGCUAGCAAAGGUGUGAUGCAAAUCUUGAAUUGUAUCAUACGAGAUCAGAAAGACGGAAUUCUAGUUCCAGUUCCACAGUAUCCACUCUACUCAGCUACCAUAUCUCUCUUAGGUGGCACUCUUGUCCCUUACUAUCUUGAAGAGACUGACAACUGGGGACUUGAUGUUAACAACCUUCGCCAAUCUGUUGCUCAGGCUCGCUCUCAAGGAAUAACAGUAAGGGCAAUGGUGAUCAUUAACCCCGGAAACCCAACUGGCCAGUGUCUUAGUGAAGCUAACUUGAGAGAGAUUUUGCGCUUUUGCUGUGAUGAGAGUUUGGUUCUUCUGGGAGACGAGGUUUAUCAGCAAAACAUAUAUCAAGAUGAGCAUCCCUUUAUCAGUUCCAAGAAGGUUUUGAUGGAUAUGGGAGCACCGAUCAGCAAGGAAGUUCAGCUCAUAUCUUUCCACACCGUUUCUAAAGGAUAUUGGGGUGAAUGUGGGCAACGAGGUGGUUACUUUGAGAUGACCAAUAUCCCUCCCCGGACCGCUGAGGAGAUAUACAAGGUUGCAUCCAUAGCUCUGAGUCCCAACGUCUCUGCGCAGAUAUUUAUGGGUUUAAUGGUUAGUCCACCAAAGCCUGGAGACAUUUCUUAUGACCAAUUCGUUCGUGAAAGGUAUGUUUCUACUUUAAAUAUACAUGCUUUGAUGAAGGAUCAAGAUCUCAGAACUUCUAUGGAAAACUUUAUUAACAGCAAAGGAAUACUAGAAUCACUGAGAAGAAGAGCGAGGAUCAUGACCGAUGGAUUCAACAGCUGCAAAAACGUGGUCUGCAAUUUCACGGAAGGUGCUAUGUAUUCGUUUCCUCAGAUAAAGUUGCCAUCGAAAGCAAUCCAAGCAGCGAAACAAGCCGGAAAAGUCCCUGACGUUUUCUACUGCCUUAAGCUCUUAGAAGCCACAGGAAUCUCUACAGUUCCAGGCUCUGGAUUUGGACAGAAAGAAGGGGUGUUUCAUCUGAGGACAACGAUUCUGCCUGCAGAAGAAGAGAUGCCAGAGAUUAUGGGUAGUUUCAAAAAGUUCAACGAUGAGUUCAUGUCUCAGUACGGUGAUAACUUUGGUUACUCGAGAAUGUGAAAGAAACACUUCUUCUUCUUCCCGACAUUAUUAUUGUCUGUUCACACUCUAAAAAAGCUGUAGCCACUGGUCCUACUCUGUAAAACUCUUUUUAUGCUCUUAACCAAACCUCUGUAUCUAUUGGAACAACACAAACACAGUCACAAAAUGAACAUCUCACUAUCAUCUGUGUAAUUAGCCUUUUUGAAUUCCAUUUAUAUGUUUCAAAUAAAAGUAAACUAAUAUUUCUCUA
Molecule: messenger RNA, 2179 nt
Organism: Eutrema salsugineum
Lineage: Eukaryota; Viridiplantae; Streptophyta; Magnoliopsida; Brassicales; Brassicaceae
Product: glutamate--glyoxylate aminotransferase 2
Exons: 13
Coding region: 424-1947 (507 amino acids)
Biological process (GO): biosynthetic process; photorespiration
Molecular function (GO): L-alanine:2-oxoglutarate transaminase activity; glycine:2-oxoglutarate transaminase activity; L-alanine:glyoxylate transaminase activity
Source: RefSeq, a predicted model, not a curated record